This is a messenger RNA of Drosophila novamexicana, 519 nucleotides long. It is a transcript of the gene mRpS14, whose product is annotated as 28S ribosomal protein S14, mitochondrial. Gene Ontology annotation, molecular function: structural constituent of ribosome. Gene Ontology annotation, cellular component: mitochondrial small ribosomal subunit; ribosome. Gene Ontology annotation, biological process: translation. The coding region runs from base 18 to 404 and encodes 128 amino acids. Lineage: Eukaryota; Metazoa; Arthropoda; Insecta; Diptera; Drosophilidae. The record is from RefSeq and is a predicted model, not a curated record. The transcript is spliced from 2 exons.
UCAGCUUGGUCAAAAAAAUGAACUCCUUGGCCAGGCUUGGAAGCUACGUUUGCCAAAGUGUGCAAAUCGCCGGCUGCGGCUUGCAGCAAGUGCGCACAAAAUAUGCCGACUGGCGGAUGAUACGCGAUGUCAAGCGGCGCAAAUGCGUCAGCGAGCAUGCCAAGGAGCGUUUGCGGGUAAAUUCGCUGCGAAAGAACGAUAUACUGCCAAUUGAGCUGCGCGAGGUUGCCGAUGCCGAGAUAGCCGCAUUCCCCAGAGAUUCCUCAUUGGUGCGUGUGAGAGAACGUUGCGCACUUACGUCACGGCCGCGCGGCGUUGUCCACAAAUAUCGACUCAGCCGCAUUGUGUGGCGCCAUUUGGCGGACUACAAUAAGCUGUCGGGUGUGCAGCGUGCCAUGUGGUAGAAUAAGUGUGUACUUUCAUUUAGCCCUGUUAAAACCAAUACAAUAAUAAACCAAGUGUAAUUGAAUAGGCUGGCACAGCUGAUUCUCAAAAAAUAUCGUCUAUCGAUAACGAUAA